AGAAAAAGAGCAAUUUUCACAAGCAACUACCAACGAGGAACGUGCAUGCAGUUCUUCUAGCUGAAUUAACUUUUCUGGAGGCAAAGUGACAAGGACAACAACACAGGUGGAAUGGAAACAUUCAGCUCAAAGGAUCUAGCCAUGCAGGCCCAGAAGAAGGUUCUGAGCCGCAUGGCUUCCAAGUCAAUGGCUCAAAUGUUUAUUGAUGACACCAGUAGUGAGAUUAUGGACGAGCUCUACCGGGUGUCCAAGGAGUACACUGGUAAUCGUAAUGAAGCCCAAAAAAUUAUGAAGGACUUGGUGAAGAUUGCAGUCAAAAUUGGUGUACUCUAUCGGCACAACCGUUUCACUGAGGCGGAACUAAAACUGGCAGAAGAUUUCAAGAAGAAACUGCAUCAAGGGGCCAUGACUGCAAUCAGCUUCCAUGAGGUGGAAUUCACAUUUGACAAAACUGUCAUAUCUGAAAUUCUGACAGAAUGCAGAGACAUGCUUCUCAAAUUGGUUGACAAACAUCUCACACCCAAAUCUCAUGGUCGCAUCAAUCAUGUAUUCAACCAUUUUGCAGACAAAGAGCUCCUUGCCCAGCUAUACACUCCAGACGGACCCUUUCGAGAUCAUCUCCAGAAGAUAUGUACAGGCAUGAACAAACUUAUCGAAGAGGGAAAAUUAUGAUGGGAUAAUGCAAUAAAGCAAGGAGACCUUGAUGUUCCCUUGAAAGAUUUGAGGACAGACAUGACUUAGUUGAUGUUCUACGUGUUAUGAGACUUUACCUCCAAAACUGGGCUGUACAAUCUUCUCACAUUGAUUAAACAAAGGACCACAUUCUGUUUGUAUUUUCUACUAUUUUUGUUUUUUCUAAAUGUUUUUGAAAUAGUUCCUAAGAAAACGGACAAGAAUGUGUCAGAAGAGCAUGGUGCCCUCUUGUGGACAAAAGGAAGUAAUAGCAGUGUUCGCCUAAGAAACCAACAGGCUGUACUUAUACUUAAAAUUAUUAUUUUUCUAAUUAAAAAUACAUUAAAAUGGAAAGACUUUUAGAAUGUGCACAUAAAGAUAAUUAUGAAUGUUUAGAUUGGAUUGUCCAAGUUCUCAGGAAUAUUUAGAGGAAUUGGAUAUUUUCAAUGCAAAGUGUGAUGUCUAAAGUGCAAACUGGUUUUAAAAUGUGACCUUACUUUUUUAGCGUGUUGUAAAAUGAAAUGAAAUUAAUUUGAAAGCAUGAAUAAAAUAAA
Molecule: messenger RNA, 1226 nt
Organism: Polypterus senegalus (gray bichir)
Lineage: Eukaryota; Metazoa; Chordata; Cladistia; Polypteriformes; Polypteridae
Gene: tnfaip8l2b
Product: tumor necrosis factor, alpha-induced protein 8-like 2b
Exons: 3
Coding region: 112-672 (186 amino acids)
Biological process (GO): regulation of apoptotic process
Cellular component (GO): cytoplasm
Source: RefSeq, a predicted model, not a curated record